GCCGUGAAAGCAGUUUCCGGUUUAUUAUAAACAUCAACAACAUAGAGUAAGGCACGAAACCAUCAUGGCAAGUGCUGAUGUAGAGAAACCAUUUUUAGAAUACAGUGGUCCAAAGGAUGGAGUAACAUAUCCUAUACAAGUUUUAUAUUGUGGAGAAUGUACCAUGCCUAUAGAGUAUUGUGAAUAUUAUCCUAACUAUGAAAAAUGUAAAGAAUGGCUAGAAAGACAUCUACCACAAGAAUUUCAAAAGUUGACCACAGGUGAUGGAGAUGGUGAGAAAGACGAUGCAGAUGAUAAAAAGAAAAGACAGACUAGAGGUGGGAAGGGAAUGUUAAAAGCUAAGAAAAAAGCUGAACCUAAAGGUAUUAAAAUGUGGACACAAUCUCGAGGGAAGAAGAAAAAGAUUACAACUCUUGUGGGUUUAGCAGAUUAUGAUAUAGAUUUAAAAGUUGCCAGUAAAUUUUUUGCCAAUAAGUUUUCCUGUGGUGCAAGUGCCAAUGACAGUGGUGAAAUUGUCAUACAGGGUGAUGUGAAAGAUGAUCUAUUUGAUAUUCUUCCUGAAAAAUGGCCUCAGAUUGAUGAAGAUUCUAUCAAUGAUUUAGGUGAUAAGAAAUAACUAUAUUUAUAUUAUAUUGUAAAUAAACUUUAAAUCAAUCAGA
Molecule: messenger RNA, 659 nt
Organism: Lottia gigantea (owl limpet)
Lineage: Eukaryota; Metazoa; Mollusca; Gastropoda; Lottiidae
Exons: 7
Coding region: 65-616 (183 amino acids)
Biological process (GO): translation reinitiation; formation of translation preinitiation complex
Molecular function (GO): translation initiation factor activity; mRNA binding
Source: RefSeq, a predicted model, not a curated record